Messenger RNA from Cannabis sativa, 596 nucleotides. Its product is annotated as 7-deoxyloganetin glucosyltransferase-like. NCBI's taxonomy places the organism in Eukaryota, Viridiplantae, Streptophyta, Magnoliopsida, Rosales, Cannabaceae. The transcript has a single exon. The record is from RefSeq and is a predicted model, not a curated record. Gene Ontology annotation, molecular function: UDP-glycosyltransferase activity. Bases 17 to 418 code for a protein of 133 amino acids.
GAACCGGAGUUUGUUAAUGAGUUGGUGCCCUCAAGAAAAUAUUCUUAACCACAAGUUAGUCGGAGGUUUCUUGACUCAUAGUGGGUGGAACUCGACGGUGGAGAGUAUUUGCGGUGGCAUUCUGAUGCUGUGCUGGCCAUUCUUUGCUGAGCAACAGACUAAUUGCAGGUACAACUUUGAAGAAUGGGGGAUCGGUAUGGAGAUUGAGAGUGAUGCCAAGAGAGAUGAGAUAGAGAGUUUGGUGAUUGAGUUAAUGGAUGGUGUAAAGGGUGGUACCAUGAAGAAGAAAGCUCUGUUGUUGAAAAACAUGGCGCUUGAAGCAACCACUGCCGGUUCCGGGUCGGGUGCAGGAUCAUCUUUUGUGAAUUUUGAGAAGGUUGUUCACCACCUGCUACAAACUCAAUCUUUGACCGAUUAACACAGAUUGAAUUUGCUUCCCUCUAUCAACUUGGAAUUACUGUAGUAAUUAUUUAUCUCUGUGCAAGCAAAUUAAUGUUUUUUAUUUUUUAUUAUUUUGAUUUAAUUUGUUUAUGUUAAAUUAUUAAUUUAUUAUAAUAAUGAUAAAAUAAACGUGUUUGAAUUCAAUAAAAGUUUCA